Topomyia yanbarensis is the source of this 8819-nucleotide messenger RNA. RefSeq names its product pleckstrin homology domain-containing family G member 5. The record is from RefSeq and is a predicted model, not a curated record. Gene Ontology annotation, molecular function: guanyl-nucleotide exchange factor activity. Lineage: Eukaryota; Metazoa; Arthropoda; Insecta; Diptera; Culicidae. Bases 2427 to 6080 code for a protein of 1217 amino acids. The transcript has 19 exons. Gene Ontology annotation, cellular component: axon; endocytic vesicle; plasma membrane. Gene Ontology annotation, biological process: endothelial cell migration; Rho protein signal transduction.
AAUCGCAACGCCAGACGGGAUACAACGCGCACAACAAACAUUACACAUAUACACAUAGACAGUGCAGAAAACACCAAGCCACUUCCUUCAUCGCUAUCCACUUGCUACCGACCAGGCAACUUCCGCCGACGUCACGCGUAUCACCUAUCAGAAAUACCCAUCCAAACACUACCAACUCACUAGAAAUACCGCCCACAACCACCUCAUAAACCACGAAAUAUACGGCGAUCCUUUACCUUCAAACCGUGCAAGUGAGACUCGGCAAAGAAGAAAAGUUUUGAGUUUAGCAUAUUUGUUUGUGCAUGCCUCGUCGCUAUCGCCGUCGUCGUCGUUGCUGCCGCGCCGUUUUCGUCAUCGCUUUUCCCGCCUGUUCGGUCGCGUUGCUCUAGAAUUAAUUGUAUAGUGGUGGUUCCCAUCGAUUCCACGUUUGAUUUCUGCUGGAGGACCAUAAUUGACAAUUUUCCUUCUCGUCAAUGAUGUUGAUGAUUGUUCCGGUGGCCUAACAGUACAGUUUGCUUCUCGACAGUGUUGGUGUCGUUUUGGGCUCGUCAUGUUGCGCUUAUUAUUUGAUGAUAAAGUUACGAUAUUAGGUGAAUCAAACAGCAGAAGUGUUACGGUGAAGUGUAACAGUGCACAGUGUCCCCAAUCCAGAAUUUAGGAUGACAAAAAUAUUUGUGACAAAUCUACUGGUUCUAGAGCUUUUCUCUCUUGGAAACAAAUAAUUUGUGUCAAUUGAGGUAUAUCUUGAGGAAGUAAGUCAAAAUAGUGUGAGCUCAUGCCGUGUUUGCAACAUACAAAUUGUGCAAAGUCGGCUAUCUCGAUGGAUAUGAGAUUAUUGUUCUACAACUACUGCACAUGGGGAUCAUGUUUGAAUUGGAUAAAACAAACUGAUUGGACAUCUCAGCGGCUCUAGUUAUACCGCAGUAACAAGGCAAGAGAAGAGACCCGCCACUGUGCGACGUAGUGGAGUGAUUGGAUGGGAAUAACGAAUAGGAAGGAUUAAGGUACGCCAAUAAAGUGUGAUAUAUGUGUGUACUCUAGCGAGAAAGGAAAACAGCACGACCUGCCUGUCGCGGCUUUGCGUUCGAAGGAAAGUGAAUGGAGCGAAAAUCGAUAGCUCACUUUUUUGUCAAGUUCAACAAAUGUUGCCUACCGGCUCUUUUCGUGUUGCCGUUUGAAUAUAAAACUGUGCGUCGACGGAGUUUUGUAGGUAUGGAUUCACCUGCCAGUUUGAAUUGAAUGGCAAGAUCGGAUAGGAGAAGCGAAUACAGUACGGACGUUUGCUGUUUUAUUCCACUGUAUCGAGAACCCCUUUACACAUUAUUAGCGAUAAUGCAUUAAGUCAGCUCGUAAAAGCCGGAAGCGAUCGACGGGAAAGCAGACGUCAUCGUGUAUCAGCAUUUGUUUCUGUAGCAGAAGGGAAGGCCCGUAUCCUUGAGAAAUUAGAAAGUGCGCCUUUUUGUGGGUGGCAAUUUUCUUCUAGUGAUGUAUGUGUGUGUAUUUUGGGCCCAGAGAAGUAACCUCUGAACAGAAUUUUUACGCUUCAAAUGAAUGGCAGUGAUUUGGAAGGAUACUGGAAAGUCGUUUGUUUCCUUUUGGUGACGAUAAUGAAUCAACAUUUGUGUACAUAAUAAAUCCAACGAUAAAGUGUUUAAAUUCUAAAUCUAAAAUUUGUAAUAUGUUUGCUCUCUUUCUCUCACCUAAGAAAGAGAUGAGUACCUAUUAGUAAACAGCAUAGAUUAGGAAAUUAGAAGUGAUGGUAGGUGUUUUAAAUGUCCCACCUUAGUAAUCUCUCCCAAUUAAUAACAAUAUUCGCUUAGUAAUGAACGAGUGUCAUGAAAUAGUUCCCCUUCUCACUCGUUAAUUAAGCCUUCAACUAAUCAUACAAGAAGUGUACAGCGUACUAAUCGCUGUAAUCUGGUACGAAGUAAAGUUGCGAGGAAAUCACGAGAGUGCGUGCUAAUAACCUGAAAGGUAAAAUGGUAAAGUAUGUUUGUUUCGGUAACUGGUUUCAUUGUUACCCGAGCAAUACGGAGUGGUGUUGACGUUGAUUGCGACAAAUUAAAAGUUUCGUGAAAACUAACGAUUUUGGAAGUUAACUUGGGAAACCUAAACAAGCUCGCCGCACACGGCGUUUAUAUAUAAGGUGCAAAAAUGUGAUAUAAGCGAUAACAUUAGAAUUUAAUUAAGUGAAAACGUUUUCGGCAGCGCAUCGACCAAGGCGCGAGAAAAAUAUCACACGCGAUUUUUUUUCCCAACGGAACGAACCAAUCCUGGCCACGUACCAAUUAGUGAUUUUGUGCAGCAUACAUGAGAUGGCAAGCAACCAGUUAGAUCACCCCAACAUGAGUCAAGAUUCUUAGUGAAGGCGACGAACGAGUGGUGAUUUUUUGGUGUUUACAAACACAAACAAAACUCCAUCUUAGAUGUAUAUAAUGGAUGAACACGUCCAACGAAAUGAAAACACGAAACAUCGAAAACUUGCACGAAGUUAUGACCAAAUGUCGCCUCCUUGCGACAUUCUGCCAUCACCUGGUACCUCAGAAUCCCAAUCGAUAUCCCCAUCGAUGAGUAUGGUGUUUUCUCCAACGGAUGGAAUGGUAGCCAACAUAGCCAUAAUUAACAACACCUCAAAGCUGGCCAUGAUCCAAUCACCCCAAACACCUUCCUCGAAUAUAGUCUCACCGAUGACGAGCAGCAAAAGCUUUGAACAACCUACGGUACACCCACCCUUCAAGUACCAAAUAUAUCAUCAGUUAAGUCGGAUGUCUAACUCGACCCAGCAGUUCAUCCAAAGGCAACAGAAUACUUCUCAUGCCUAUCUCAUAUCACCCACGCACCAACAUUCACCAUCAAGCUCAAAGACAAGUGUCACGAACUCCGCUUCCGGUGAUUCAGACGAACCGCGAACUUCGAAGCCUUCUAGUUACUACCAACACCCAUUGCAAUUGCCGAAACCUAUGGACCAAAGAAGCAAUAAUCCUUUUAUACUAAACUUUAACAACAUAUCCGGAUGUUGCCUGAAAAAUUCAUCGCCAUCUUCCAGCUCACCAUGUUCGUCUUCACCCACCACAGGAAUUCAAAUGACAGCUACCUCGACAUCCAUCACACAUCCCACACCCUCUCCAUCUGUACCAGCGCGUCGAAGUCGCUCACUGCUUCUAAAAUCUGCCACAUCACAAUCGCAAUGUUCUGUAGGUCAACUAUCGACACCACAGGCCUCCACACCAGGACCACCUAUACCGCCUAGACUCAACAAAUCGCCAACCGGCAGUUCAACGGCGCUUCCCUCUACUCCAGUAUUGACACCGCCAACCAUAACGAGUACUAGCUGUCACAUUACACCGGCAUCUUCCACUGGUCACGAAAAAUUGCCGAGUCCUACCACCGCAAAACUUAAUGCUACUUCCUCGAGCGAUUGUUCGCCGAGUGCGAUGAGUGAUCGAAAACAUCGCGAAGAUUUUCUCAGGGCUACCAUGAAGAUCUGUCUGGUGGUGUCCCCGCCUUCCUGUAAACUGCAGUUAAAAUCCAGAAGUCUGACCCAUUUGGACAAACUCGAGCCACAUAUACUAGCGCAAACAAAUAAUCCGGGCAACUACCAUCAACUGGAUGACUUGAAAAUAUCCAGCUCGGAAUAUUUUUCGGUAUGCUUCGAAACAGGCGAAAAUCAUGGAUUCCAGGACGAGAUCUUGAUACCUGCAACCAAAGGAGUCUGCUUGGCUGACUCUCUCCAUUCUUCCCUAUUACAAAGGAGCCUUAGCUUUUCCCAAAUCUGCAUCAUAGACAACGGUUUUAUUAAUUCACAAGAGCUGGGUAUUCAAUACUUAGGACCACUGGAUGCAUACACUGAUAUUUCGAGCCUAGCAGGACGAACACUGAUUGUUUCAGACAAGGAUAGCAUAGUUCGUCGACCUGGAAAUCACGUUACUUUGCAGAAAGCAGCAUCUGUAGGGUAUCGGACAACUUCAAACCGCCUCUUCACCUCCACUUCCACCGAGGAAACAUACGAUCAGAGUCCGAAGUCAACGUCAGCCUCAUCCAAUAAGCAAUCAAAACAAAAAUGGACAAUAUCGUUUGGAUCGAAGGGACCACAAAAAUCAAAACUUUGUGAAUUGCUGGACAGCUACAAUAAGGGUAUUCCGAAAUUGACGUCUUCCGCCAGCAAUUUUGACAAACCCGAAUAUUUAGAAGCAUUAGAAGGCCUUAAAAAUUUACCUCAAUCGUGGACAGACAUCGUUAACUAUGUUGGAAUGAGCGAAACGGAAACGAAAAUUCAAUCUGCUAUAUGGGAGCUGGUAACUACGGAAGUGUACUACAUCCUCGCCCUGCAGACCGUAACAGAUCUGUUUCUAGCAUGCCUUGAAGAUAUCCAGUCGCACAGUAUCCUUAUCGAUGUGGAUCAAAACAAAUUGUUCUCCAACAUAAGGGAUAUCUGCGAGUCCAACCUGAAAUUUUGGACUUGUUAUCUUUACCCAAUGGUUAAGGAAAGUGCGGAAACCAAACAACAAAUGAGCGUUCAUAAGUUCAAGGAUGGUUUUAUCAAGUUCUCAGCUAUUUUUCAUCCAUACACCAAGUACUGCGCGGAGCAGAGCACCUGUCAGUAUCAUUGCAAGGAGCUGUACCAAAACAAUUCCCUAUUUAUGUCCUACUGUGCCUGGUGUGAGUCGCAGAAAAUGUGCAAUCGUCUUCGACUGGCUGACAUUCUGGUGCGACCCAUGCAAAGGCUAACCAAGUACGGGCUGCUGUUGGUUGCUAUCAAGAAACACAUCAUAGAUGAACACGCAGGCGAGGCGAUUGAUGAGAUGAUACACUCGGUCGAAGAGUUCGUUGCUGGCGUAAACACUCAUCUUACCACCCGGCAGGAAAACGAAAGGCUAAAAGGUAUCAAUGCACGAAUAGAUUCAUACGAGGUUGUCGAUUGCAACAGUGAAAACUUGGAAAAAAUGGUGAAACAUUACAGCACGAUGUUCGACCUAUGCUUGCCGAUGCUAGGAACGUGUGAGGGAAGGAAGUUGUUUUUGGAAGGAGAUCUUAAAUUUAAGGACAGUUACGGAAAGAUGGAUGUUCACUGUUUUCUACUCACGGACUUUCUGUUGGUGUGCAAAAAGAACAAACAUGAAAAUUUAAAGGUCGUCAGACAACCGUACAUGACCGACCGGAUUACAGUUCAAAUCAAAGAUCAAACAUUGUACUGCUGUUACCUGAACGAGCUGUCCCUGGUGGUAGCGGCCUUCACGUUGCAUUGUUCGAAAGCACAAAACUGGUACGAUUCUAUUACUAAAGCUAAACAUAUCUAUUCACGACUGAAGCUUGGUACUGGUCCCGAUUCACGGCAGUAUGGCAAUAUGAUUAAUAUAUAUAGUAGCAGCAACAAUAACAGCAAUAUGAAUAUAAACAACGAAAGCCUUAGCAUUCGAAAGUCGCCGCUCAAUAGUUCAAUCGGAAGUAGAGUUAGUAGUUUGAAUAACAGCCAUAGUGGGUCCGUCGAUCUGAAUGAAUCCAAACCAGUGUCGAUAGAUUUUGAAAAAACGAACUCGCUAUCCAGUGACGAAGGUGGUGUACCAUCGGCGGGUUCUACCGCGCAAGGGAAAUUUUCUGCCGGAGCUCAAUGGAAGGUAAAAUCCACUGUCACGACUAUGCAUACUUCGUCGAACUCACUUACGGUGCAGCCUUUUAGUGCACUGGGACAAAGCAUGCCAAAUCUUAAUCUGAACUCUACUCAAAAUGCUAACACUUUAUCGGUACCGGGCUCAUCCGGAAGCCAUUCCCAUUCCGGCAUGAUGUUGCUAUCUCCUAGUCAACGAGGAAUAUCCUACCCACCGCCAUCACCAACUAGAGCUACACUCCGUCGAGGGUUCGCCUUCUCGUCUUCAAUUAAGAACCCACCGUUGAUCAAAUCACGCAACGUUCCUUCACAACAAAGCUUUGCCCUCACACAGCAGACGAGUUUCAAUUCGGCAACGUUGGGACAACAUCAGCAGUGCCUGCCGACAUCCGUUUCUCGCAAAAACAGCUUCCAAAAUCAAACCCUUGGUCAAUGUGUAUCGGAUACGAGUACGCCCGGGAGCGACGCUACUUAGUAUAUACUGCUACCCUCUGGUCGAAGGUAGAACCUACUCUACCUGUCAACCUUCCGUAGGAAAUAGCAUUUAUAUUUCCCCACCUCGGUUGGGUUGAGGUGGGCCAAUCUUGCUUCUGCUGGACCAAAUCGAACUUUAUGUGGCACUGUGGUCCUUGUAAACGAGUAACAAUUUGUUGUAAAUAUUCAAAUUUUAACUACAAGAAGAGUUUAGUCGUAUUAUUAUUAGAAUAUUUUUGGAACUAGUGUAAGCUGAAUAUCAAUCUGAUGCUGUUGUAGCUUAGAAACGUUUAAAUUUUUUGAAACAGAAAAAUGUUUAAACACUGAAAAAACAAAAUGAUGCUGUGACAAACACUAGAGUAAAAGGAAAGGAAAACGCAAAAACAGAACCAUUGGUAAAAGUAUGCUGUUUGUUUUCGUAUCCUUUGAUGUAUAGUAUUACUAAGUAAGUUUAAUUUUUCCACAACGUGAGCUUUGUUUUAGUAUUGGCGUUGGCAUUUAUUUAAAAUGCUACAACUAUAUGUAGUUAGUCGUCGAAAUACUGGCAUAUUUCGCUUUUCACAGAUAGUCGAAAUAAGAUAACGUGUGAAGGCAGGGGAUGUUUCAAAAAACUCAGUAAAUAGAACAGACUCUAAAAUAUGAAGAUUAUGAAAUUUCAUCGCUUCCAACUACUUAUAAUCCAAUGCAUAUGAUUCAUUCAUAACAGUAGAACCACAGUUUAAACAGAUAGUGCUUGGUUGAAACGCAAAAUAGUCCUAAAAUCGUUCAAUUGUGGUCAAAACUUCUUCCUUUGUAUCUCCACUUUCAAAUAUAGAAAUAUUUAAAAAGUCAUGGCUGCGAGUCGAUUUCGUCUCAUCAGAAACCGACACUAACUUAUUGCUGGAAUAGUUUAGCGCCGGCUUGACGCUAAAUCCCAAAACGGAAAUUGUAUUUCAGUCAAACGACUACCCAAACGUGGUGUCCCACGUAGACCAGAAGUUUUGUUAAGCCGAUGAGACAGCGAAGCCAAAUUUUUUUUUUUUUGGCUUAGCAAGCCAACGCGAAGGCAUCAUGCUACAUUCCUCCCUAAGGAGGAAAAAUUGGGUAAACACCAAUCUUUCUCCCAAAGGCGAAAAUUUUUGGGGAAACCACUCUUUGUACGUGAAAGGGCACAAAUCCUAACUCAAUAAAGUCAUGUCACUAAUUUAAACUAUUUCGGCAAUAAGUUAGUGUUAGUUUCUGAUGAGGUGUAGUCGAAAUUCAACCAUGACUUUAUUAAGUUAGGAUUUCUGCCCUUCACGUACAAAUAGUGGUUUCACCAAAAAUUUUCUGCUUUGGGAGAAAGAUUGGUGAUACCAAAUUUUUCUUUCUUAGGGAGGAAUUAAUUUUUUCCGGCUAUAAGACGAGACAUUAUAAGCCUUCAAAUACAUUAUAAAUCCAACCAUUUUUCUGUAAGUGACAUAUGAUCGUGGAAAUUGACGUCUUAACCGGUAGAGUCCAUGUCAAACUAACUCACGUAUUAUUUCGUUGAAAUUUAAAAUACCUUUUCUGGAUGAUCUUGAGGUUGUUACCAAGUUGCAGGCAAAAAAUUGUUCACUAGUUUCUCAUUUUUAGUGUUAUUCAAAUGUCUAGAGUACUACCUAGACGCAGAAAUGUGACCUAGUUCCAUUGCUAAACCUAAGUUUUCAAAAAAGUUGAUCUGAAUCCCUCGACCGACUAUGUCACUUUUGAUUGCAAAUGAAAUUCUUUUAUAUCCUGAAGUUUCAGCGACGUUUCUUUUUCUUUGUUUAAUUUUCGAAUAAAGUUGAUCUACCAAACAUAUCCUGACCCGGGUUUGAAAAUCAUUAGCAAGACAAAACCUCUAACGCUUCAGGUAUUCAUUUUUUCUUGUUGCUCUGUAGCAAAGUGUCUUGGUGUCUUAUCUGCGCCUUAUUUUGAUGAUAUAAUUUGGAUUUUCACUGUUUGGUUGGCGUACGAUGCUUGAAGUUUAGUGUCUUUAACAAAGUUUUAAAACGUUCAAAACUAUGAUAAGUUAGCGGAUAAUAAAGCUCUGUGUCUUCAUGAAGCAAAGUUAUAGCGUUUAUUAUAAAAUUUCACUGAAAUUCACUUUUUUGCCUUUCUCAUAUAGAAAGGUUAUGCAAUCACUCUAAAAAUCAUCAACCUAAUCCCGGCCCGGAGGACCCAGUGUUAUAUGCCAUUCGACUCAGUUCGUCGAGAUCAGAAAAUGUCUGUGUGUGUAUGUAUAAAUGUGUGUGUAUGUAUGUAUGUGGAAAAAAAUGUCACCUCUCUUUCUCAGAGAUGGCUGAACCGAUUUGCACAAACUUAGUCUCAAAUGAAAGGUACAAUCUUUCCAUCGGCUGCAAUAGAAUUUUUUAUUGAUUGGACUUCCAGUUCCGGAGUUACGGGUUGAAGAGUGCGACCACACCGCAAAUUCCCAUAUAAACUGAAAUGAAAAAUUCUCAAAGGGGGAGUAAGGGCAUAUUUCAAAAUCGAAUUUGUAUUUUUUAUGUCAAAUGACAUUAAAACGCAUAAAACGUUGUGAUUUUAUGUAAAAUCGAGAAUUUUUUUUUGCGAAAAUUGACUUUUUUGGACUUUGGCUUUCUUUUCUCAUAUAGAAAGGUUAGGCAAUCACUCUAAAAAUCGUCAACCAAACCCCUAAUUUUUUACUUAUAUAGGCUUAGGUAGGAGUAUGUAGUGAGGGGUUGCUACUUUAAAAUUAAAACUAGUUUAAAAUUUCUCAACAAGUUGAAAAUUUUCUGCA